AUGAAUCCCCAACCGUGUCUGGUCAUUGUUGAGAAAAGUAACAGGGGCUCCGGUUGGGUUAAGAAACCAAGGCGAACGGAUAGCAAAACCAGCCUUGUGAAAUCAGAAAAUCUUAGAAGGUCUAUCAACACUGACAGGAUAUUGAUGAUGGACUCGGGGGAGCCAGAGGAGCAUGAUAGUGACGAGGGAGAAUAUCAAAGCCUUGAAGAGCAGGACAUGGUCCAGUACAGAGUAUGCUACUCUCAUCCAAAGUACACCAAGGAGUUGGAUUUCUGUAAAAAGGAAGACGUUAAGAAGAAGAGAUGUCCAGCAGGUCGUUCAGGGAACAACCCUGGGAGACAAAAGCGGGUUGUGUCGUGUAAGAGGAAGACCCACCAUCUCAAUAUCUGUCGAAGGAAGCAGCCAGCCACAUGGAAAACUUAUGAUGUGGCCAACAAGGAGAACGAAAUGGCCUGUGUGCAGGACAUGGAAGAGAUAUUCUAUAUGGACCCAUGGGAGUUUCCACUCACUGCCCCCCAUCCUAACAAGACUGAUGAGGCUGGUUCAAAAAACAGUGACUACUUCACAGAGUUGUCAAAAGACCACAACACAAUGACAGAGGUGCUCUUUGGAAGAAAUCUGAGACUGAGUGUAGCUUUGACCCUGUGGCAAAGAAAUGUUGGAGAACUGCUUACGUAUUUUUUAAGGAUCCAAGACACUGGUGUGUUUGUUGAUUUUCUUCCAGUGAUAACAAAAAGCCUUGAUGGUGAGUCAGAGUCACCCAGCGUUUCCAUUGGCUGUUGUGUUGACCUUUUCCCCCUAGUGAAAAAGGUCCUCACUACUCCAUAUGAAGAGCACCUGGUAGCUGGUUUACGAUUGGUACAAUCAGUAUUAAGACAUUGGUGGCCAGAGCUCUCAGCAAGUGGAGGAACUGACACGCAAUCUAUGGAUGGAAAUAUCGAAGUGUUCAAACAGCAGCUAAAGGAGUUUUGGAACCAGGAGCCUCAUUUGAGUUCAGUUCCAGGAAGUGCAGGUGAAAUAGCAAAGGUUAUAGACUAUUACCUGUUACAAUUGCCCUGAUCGCAAUUGUGGCCCAUGCCAAGCUCCAGUCCAGUCCUGAUGACAUGUCGUUGGAAAGUUGGAAACCACAUAAGAACACAAUAGACUUGUGACACACUGAUCUGCACUACUUGACUUUUGAUGUGGGGAAAAGCAUUACCAAAUUAAUUUGAUGGCUCCUAAACAGUGCCCAAAGAGUGCCUGCUGUAGAGUGCCAGAGAGCCACUCCAGACAAUGAUUGUGCCUUGUUAUUUUUUAAGAAUUUUAAUUACAAUUUGAGAUGACCAACCCUUGUCCACAAUUGCUAACAUGACUUAACCUCACUAAAUUUCAUGAAAGUGAGUGCAAUUGAUAGGUUACAGUAGAGAACCAAUUUAAGUUGUGUUGGAUAAAUUAAAAUGGUACUUGAAAUUGUUUUAUUGUAAAUUAAUCAAUUAUUUUUAAAUGAAAA
Messenger RNA from Salvelinus fontinalis (brook trout), 1489 nucleotides. Its product is annotated as KATNB1-like protein 1. The record is from RefSeq and is a predicted model, not a curated record. Lineage: Eukaryota; Metazoa; Chordata; Actinopteri; Salmoniformes; Salmonidae. The transcript is spliced from 10 exons. Gene Ontology annotation, cellular component: nucleolus. Bases 1 to 1059 code for a protein of 352 amino acids. Gene Ontology annotation, molecular function: microtubule binding.